AUGGCUGAGUCGACUCCGACUUUGACCUCCUCCUCGACGUCGUCUUCGUCCUCGUCGUCCUAUCUCAGAUACUCCACUGUCACGGGGUAUUUCCUGCAAGACGAGCCGGACACGGAUCCAAGUACCUUCGAUUAUGCGGCCACCAACUUCGGGCUCAUCAAUCGCACAUACGAUACAGACGCAGAGUUCGACCCCCACGGCGAAAAAACGCAAUGGGAGCGUUUCGAGUACAAAGUCCGCUCGCUGAACCGCGAGGCGGACGACAAAACGCAGUACAAAGUCCUGUUUAUGGGUCGUCAUGGACAGGGAUACCACAAUGUGGCGGAGAGUUUCUAUGGGACUGAAGCUUGGGAUUGCUACUGGUCCCUCCAGGACGGAAACGACACAGUGACCUGGGUCGAUGCCCGUCUGACGGACGUCGGCCAGGAACAGGCCAGAGUCGCUCACGCUACCUGGCGGAAGCAGAUAGAGAACAAGAUCCCGUUUCCGGAGUCGUUUUACGUCAGUCCGUUGAAUAGAUGUCUGCAGACGGCGAGUAUUACGUUUGAGGGGCUCGAUGUGCCUGUCGUCAAGCCUUUUCGUCCGGUUGUUAAGGAGCUCCUCCGCGAAACCCUCGGAAUCCACACCUGCGACCGCCGCUCCACCAAAUCCUCCAUCCAAGCCGAAUACCCUCUGUACCGCAUCGAAGCCGGCUUCGCCGAAACAGACCCCCUCUGGGACCCUUACCUACGCGAGUCCGACUCGGCGCGCGCCGCCCGUCUCCGCCGGUUCCUCGACGACGUCUUUUCGAACGACCCCGCCGUGUUUGUCUCGUUCACGGCGCAUUCUGGUGCGAUCACUAGCAUUCUGGAUGUUGUGGGUCAUCGGCCGUUUGCCCUCGCGACGGGCGCGGUUAUCCCUGUGCUUGUUAGGGCGGAGCGUGUUGUGGGUGAGGAGGAGCCGCCGAUGAGGAUUGAUCCGCCGGAGCCGGCGCCGAGGUGUGAUGUUGAUCCUGCUCCUCCUGAUCCUCCUGCUGGGGCGGCUGCUGCUGCUGGUAGUGGUACUGGUAGUGGUAGUAUUGAUGAUUUUCGCGCGGUUGGGAUUGCUGCGAAGGGGUAG
Molecule: messenger RNA, 1098 nt
Organism: Rasamsonia emersonii CBS 393.64
Lineage: Eukaryota; Fungi; Ascomycota; Eurotiomycetes; Eurotiales; Trichocomaceae
Product: Phosphoglycerate mutase family protein
Exons: 4
Coding region: 1-1098 (365 amino acids)
Cellular component (GO): cytoplasm
Molecular function (GO): phosphatase activity
Source: RefSeq, a predicted model, not a curated record